Messenger RNA from Tetrahymena thermophila SB210, 4902 nucleotides. RefSeq names its product Serine/Threonine kinase domain protein. The transcript is spliced from 6 exons. NCBI's taxonomy places the organism in Eukaryota, Ciliophora, Oligohymenophorea, Hymenostomatida, Tetrahymenidae. Gene Ontology annotation, biological process: protein phosphorylation. The record is from RefSeq and is a predicted model, not a curated record. Gene Ontology annotation, molecular function: ATP binding; protein serine/threonine kinase activity.
AUGAGUUAAGGACCACCUCAAUCAUUAAUGAUGGGCUCUCCUGUAUUUUUAGGUAACGGGAAACAUUCGGGGAGUUCCUCAGCGUUAGGGCUAUAAACCCAGCCUCAUACUUCUACAUAAAAGAAAAAUUAGCAUAAUUAAUUAAUGAUUCAUGGAGCUUAAUCAGAAAAGCGUCUCAAUAAAAUUAAAUUUAAUGGCAACGGCAACAGCAUUGGAGAAACUACUUAAAAUUCAGCUUCAUCAAUUUCAUACAAUCAGUCAAACUAAAAUUAAGCACCCUUUUUAUAACCAAUAUCAUAAGACAAAAAUUAAUAGUAUUAAAUGUAUCCCUUAAAUAACACCAAUUCUAACUAAUCUGGCACUAUUAAUUACAAUGAGCCUAGGGAGUAUUAUUUGUAAUUGCAAGUUGGAAAUCACGCACAGUAGUAGUAACGCGAAGCUUCGAAUGAAAUGAUAAAUUUAAACGGAAGUUAAAAUAACACUGCCCAAUUCCAAAAUUUAAACAUAAACAAUAAUCUAAGCAAUUUGAAUAUGAAUUCAAUCUAAAAUGGAAACCAAUAAGUGUAAUCAUUAGUAUUAAAAUAGCUCUCAAAUUCAAGAAAUAAUUCAAGUCAGAAGCAUUUGAUCAAUUAGAAAAAGCAAAGAGCAGAUUCACAAUAAAAUCUUAAGACUCGUUUAAGCAACUAGAACAUAUCCUCUAACGUUCAGCUCAAUAGCUCACAAAAAAAAAAUUAAGCAGGAUUAGGCAUAAGUUUCAAUAAUUAAGGAACAGGAAAUUAAUAUUUAUGGAAGAAUGGAUUACACAAAUCGUUUUUGUCAACAUAAGUUCCAUCUGGAAACUCAAUUACUUCUUAUAAUGGAAAUUAAGUAGGUUCAGCGUUAUCUACUUAGAAGGCUGCUCACUAACUAACAAACCUAUAACCUUUGUCGAAUAGCUAACAAAGUGUGAAUCCGAUGCACUAGUCAGUGAAUUUAAACAAUUAGAGUGGCAAUCCUCAGCAGCACAUGCUCAUGUCUUAACAGAAUACAAACACACAUUAAUAAAUGGUCUUAAAUUUAAUGAUUUAACAAUAGUAAUAAUAGCAUGACUCUCCAUAAUAGCAUUAAUAAUAAUAAAAUCAAUUGUAAUAGCAAUAAAUUUCAUUGUAAGGAAUUUAACAGCUAAUUUCAAAGACUAAUUAAGGAAAAGGAAUAUAGUUAGGCAAAAGCAGUGGAAUUCCUUAAUCAAAUCGCAAUAAUGAUUUAAGAAGCAGCUAUGAUUAAAUUUAAACACAAAAAAACUCCAUUAUAAUUAGUCGAAAUAAUCAUUCCAACAAUGAAAACAUGAAAUUAAUGAAUGACUUCUAAAUAUACACUCCCUAAAAUAAUUUGUUAGCAAAUAACGAAAAUUACAAUUAAGCCAGCAAUAUAAACUCUACCAAUCUUCCAAGCACAACAAGUAAUAGCAAAUAAAAUCCAUUUUAUAACAACACAGCUACAAAAAACAAUGGUGCUAAUAGCAGUAUAAGACUAAACUCAGCAUCUAAAACAAAUUCUCGUGGAACAGUUAGUGGAACCUUUAACACCACUUCACACUCUAAUUUGUUAAUGGGAAUAAAUAAAGGUCUAACUAUAAACAACUAAGAAGACUCAAGAAGAUAAAAUUCAGCACCUAAAUAAUAAAACUUUAACAUUCAUACUUUUAAUUAGCAAAGAAAUUUCAAUUUAAAAACCGAACCAUCAACCGUUCCUAUUUCUGCUGUUUAAAACAUGUCCUCAUUAUAAUAAGGAGUAUUAGGUUCCUAACAAAAACUUUACACUUACGAAGGCUCCUUGAAUCAAUCCAAAGCCAACUAAAACUUUAUAAAAAUCGAAUAAAGCAAUGAAGAAAAUAUUUAUAAUUUAUAGUUUUAAAACUAAAUUUAAUCUUCCUCUAUAAAAAAUGGUAUAGCUUAACAGCCUUACAACUUAAACACAAUUGAUAAUCAAUCCUCUCAAGAUACAGCUUCCUAGAUGUCUAAGUAAACAAAUAGCAGCAAAUAAGGAAACCUUAGCCAAAGAAAUGGAUCUAAAGAGUAAAAAGACAAGUAAACAGCAUAGUCACUUUCUAAACAAAACACUACAGAGUAGUUAUCAAAAGAGUAGUUGGAUUAGGAGGAAUCUUUAAUUUUGAACAAAUAGAAAAUAAUUCAAAUAUACUAGUAAUAACAAUAAAAAAAGAAAAUGUCUAUAUUAGAAAAAGCUUUGAAGGAAGAAGAUAGUGAUAAUGAUGAAGAUGAAAUUCAAUUAGAUUUAAAUGAGAAAUAUAAGUAAAAAGUUAAGAAAACUUAAGAUUCAGAUAGAAAUUGCUAAAUAAAUUUGAAGUAUAAAAAUGAGACUAUUCACUAUGAGUUUAGGACUAAGGAAAAGAAUGUGGAAUGGUUAUUCAACUUCAUACUCCGUAGACUAUACUAUUAUGAAAAAAAUGUUUUAAAAAAUGAAGAUGAAGAAAAUAUAACUCAGAGUUUGUAAUAGAUUGUUUCUUUUGUUUCUUCGUCAUAAAACAUAGCUGUUACUUAUUAUUUGACUUAAAAAAAGAGACCUAUUUCAAUAUUUAACAAUAAAUGCAUGCACAUUCAACCUCUUUACUAUGAUUUUAAUUUAGAUACUAUAGAUAAUACCUUUUAGUAUAGAGAAGUCGGACUUGAAUCAUUUCACUUGAUAAGAUGUAUUGGGUUAGGUGGCUUUAGCAGAGUUUAUUUAGUAUAAAAAAAAGACACAGGCAAGAUGUUUGCACUAAAACUUAUUGACAAGAAGUUUAUCAUUGAAAAUAAAAAGGAAGUUAUUGUUUAGAAUGAGCGUAAUAUUAUGGCCAGCAUUGCACAUCCUUUCUUGCUUAAGUUAGAGUAUUCAUUUGAAAGUAAAAGCUAUCUUGGUUUUUGUAUGGAGUACUGUGCAGGUGGUGAACUCUUCUAUCAUCUUCGUCGUAUUAAAAGAAUGAGCGAAGAAAUGGCUCGCUUUUACUUUGUAGAAAUCUGCUUAGGAAUAGACUACCUUCAUAAAAGGCACAUCAUCUACAGAGACAUUAAACCAGAAAAUAUUCUUUUAGAUCUAGAUGGACAUGUCAGGAUAGGUGACUUUGGUCUUUCUAAACCGGAUAUGGAUAUUAAUGAGCAUGCUUAUAGCUUUUGUGGCUCUCCUGAAUACAUGGCUCCUGAAAUGCUGAUGAAAGUGGGCCAUACUUACACUGUCGACUUCUACUGUUUGGGAGCUUUACUUUAUGAAUUAGUAACUGGUCUUCCUCCUUUUUACAGCCAUGAUACAGAUGCGAUAUAUUAAAGGAUAUUAUCAGAAGAUCUAGAUUUUCCAGAUCACGUUGAGCUCUCAAUUGAAUUAAAAAAUUUAUUAAAAGGAUUGCUAGCUAAACAUCCUCAAAAUAGACUAGGUAUCAAGAAUGGUAUCAGAGAUAUUUUAGCCCAUUCAUGGUUCAAGCCCAUUAAAAUUGGAGAUGUCCUUGAGAAAUUAAUUGAACCUCCUUUGAAACCAAAUGUUUUAGGUUUUAAUUUUGAUGAAGAUGAAUUUAACUAAGGAGAAAAAGAGUUUCGCAAAAAACUGUUAAAUUGCUAAGUUGGAUAAGAUGAAGAGCAUCUCCCUAAAAUAUUUGAAGAAUUUUACUUCGAUUCAAACUUAAAUCGUAUUAAAAAGUAGAAGCAACUUUAAUUGUAACAAUUAAAACAAUAAAGAGAGUAGCAACAAUUAUAAAACUAGAAACUUUUACAAUAACAAUAAUAGUAGAAAUAGCAAUAAAAUCUUAUUUUUCAGAUUUAGUAGCAAUAACUCAAACAUUCAUAAUAGCAAAAAAUUUUAUAACAGUUAAAUUCCUAGCCUUCAACAACUCAAGGAUCUUACGAGAUGAAUAAUUUCGUUUAACGUAAAGGCAGCUCUUCAAAUAACCAAACAUAAAUAAGCCAAAUGACACUCAAUCAAACAAACAGCAGUCCUUACACAAAACUUGAUACCGAGGGAUCUCUGCCUCUAUAGCAAUUAAACUCUCAUUUACUAACCCAGACAGGCAUGAUGAGACACAAUACAGAAGUCAGUGAUAGCAACAAUACCUAUCAAAAUAACAAUGGAAAAGUCCAAAAUGAGAAUUAAAUUUAUCAGUAAUAUUUAUGGCAACAAGCCUAAGUUAAUAAUAAUUUCAAUAAGCCUACACAUAUGAAAUAAUCAAAUAGCUUGGGCUAAAAGUAAAAGUCUAGUAAGUUGGUUUCGAAAUAACACUUAAAGGCUAAUUCUGCUAUGAAGCUUUAAACUAAUAAUUUCAUGAAUAAUUUUAGUCAUACAUCAUAAUAAUCGCAUCUUCUACUCUAACAGCAUCAUUAGUAGCAACCUCUGUAAGUUUAGUAAUCAAAUAAUCAUUAUUAAUAACAAAAUUAACAAAAUAACAAAAGAUUAAAAACUGAAGAAAUGGAAUACAACGAAGAAAAUAGUGAUUAAUAAGAAGAUUAGGCCUAUUACAAUAGUUCAAACCGUAUUUUGACAGACAUAAAUCGUCGUAGUCGUGCUUUGGUCAAAAUAAAUGGAACAAAAUCUAACUAAUUACAAAAAAAUCCAUCAUCAAAAUAAUUUUCUUCUUCUUCAAGUAAGUCUUCUCUUUAAAAUUAAUAACACGGUCUCCAGUAGCAUUCAAUUGUUAUAUCUAAUCUGAAUUCGUAUGGAAAGAAUCUGGGCAACUCAGGUUAAAUUAACUUUGGAGGAAUCUAAGGAAUUAAUUUAAAUGGUUAACAAAUAUCUGCUUAGCAAUAUAAUUCAUAAACUGGUAAUUAGACUCAGUAAGUUAACGGAGUAAACGCUAACUUAUCCCCAACAAAGAAUAUAAUUAUAAAUAACACUGCUGUUUCAACUAAAAUUUAUAAUCCACUUGACUUCAUUUAUCAGAAUUGA